This is a messenger RNA of Maniola jurtina (meadow brown), 6041 nucleotides long. RefSeq names its product F-box/WD repeat-containing protein 7 (gene ago). Gene Ontology annotation, biological process: proteasome-mediated ubiquitin-dependent protein catabolic process; ubiquitin recycling. The record is from RefSeq and is a predicted model, not a curated record. Gene Ontology annotation, cellular component: nucleus; cytoplasm. Gene Ontology annotation, molecular function: ubiquitin binding. Lineage: Eukaryota; Metazoa; Arthropoda; Insecta; Lepidoptera; Nymphalidae. The transcript is spliced from 12 exons. Bases 198 to 2627 code for a protein of 809 amino acids.
CCGACCACGGUGUUGGCUGGUGUUGGUCAUGAAAAAGAUAGUUCGCUGAAGGUUUGCAAGACUUUUUAAACUGUUAAUUAGUAUGUUAGUGAAAUAAAAACAUUCAUAGAAGACCCAAUGAAAUUUCCAUUAUAACAAAUUCAAUACAGGUACUCAUGCAUAAAUAGUGUCACAUAGGCAUAUAAAAAUAAAUUAGAAUGGAACCAUCAUGUUCACAUUCUAAGUGCGACGUGUUUGAAAUAAGCAAAACCUCAUACGAAAACAAUGUAGAAAAUAAGACUGGUAGCAACAACAAAUUAGGUGAAAAGUCAAGCAGCUCAUGUAACGUUAGGCAAAAAAUAGAUGAUCUCGAACGGCAGGACUUUGAGGAGGAGAAUAGAAUGUUAAAGCACUGUUCUAGUAUGAUAGUUGAUGAUGAAAUUGCGGCUGCAGCACGUUUCUCCGGUAACCUGUCUAGUGCUAACUCAAGUCUUGCCUCCAGUUCGGAAACAAUAUCGACUUUAUCAAAUAUGAUGGCAAAUGACUUUAGCUUGCCUGGCUGCAGCAAGAAUGAAGAUUGUGAAGGCAGCAAUGCCACAAUAAAGAACAUGAUUCACUCGCGAAGACCACUGUAUCAAGCAACAAAAGCAACGCCUAACAAAAAGGUGGAUUUUAUGCAAAAGUUAUUGAGUAGUAACAUACAAGAGAAGAAAGACUUUCCCAAAGGGAAGCUUUACAAAAGUGAUCUGAUGGAGCACUCUGGGGAUGCUGAUAUGUGCGAAGAAUUGAGUGGAUCUACGAGUCGGACCAGCUCUAAUGCUUCCAGUAUUGCGAGCACAAGUUCUGAAAGCAAAGACUUUACAGUUCCUUCAACGUCUAACGCUGAAAAGUUAUUGGGCUUAGAUGACAGCAGCAAGAGAAACGGCAGCGGAAACUCUAAAUUUUCGGUUUACGAAUUCGACGACGAUUCUGAUGACGAAAUCAACGAGGAGUCGUGGUGCACUUGCCUGUCAUCACACGAGGACGACGACGAAGAUGAUGAACCGGAACCCGACGAAAGGCUAUGGAGAAAACGGCGCUAUGAACCCCCGCCGCCCCAGUCCGCUAAGAAGUUCUGCCCAGACGGCAGUGUUAUGCCCAGCGCUGGAUCCGAAUGGCCCACCAUCCACUCAAAUAUCUCGCUGCCAAACGCUACCAGCCUUCAGGGACCGCCAGAGUUGAAACAGUGGCUGCAGAGGUUCCUACAGUGGUCUAACGGUGAGAAAGUUCAAGCGAUAGAUGCUUUCAUAAACUUGUGCACUCCAAGCCACGUUCGCUACAUGAUGAAGUCGAUCGAGCCGCUGUUCCAAAGAGAUUUCAUCUCCCUACUGCCCAAGGAAUUGGCCCUAACAGUGCUGGGGUACUUGGCGCCAAAGGAUCUGCUCCGGGCCGCACAGACUUGCCGUUAUUGGAGGUUCUUAGCAGAUGACAAUCUACUUUGGAAGGAGCAGUGUCGUCGCAUUGGUCUAACGACCCUCAAGAAGAUGCCCAGGUCCCUACCACGUUACGAUAGCCCCUGGAAGACGGCCUUCAUGCGUCAGUCCAUGAUACAGGAUAACUGGCUCCAUAAGUCCGUUCUCAGUCCCAUAGUGAUGAGGGGUCAUGAUGAGCAUGUCAUCACUUGCCUACAGUUCUAUGGAAACCGCAUACUGAGUGGCAGUGAUGACACUACGCUCAAAGUCUGGUCCGCCAUUACUGGGAAGUGCCUUCGCACGUUGGUCGGUCAUUCCGGAGGAGUGUGGUCAUCACAGAUGGUGGGCGAUCUGGUCAUCAGCGGCUCUACGGAUCGAACCCUUCGCGUCUGGAGCGCCAAGAGUGGUCAAUGCUUAAAAGUCCUCGCUGGGCAUACCUCCACUGUGCGUUGCAUGCAUCUGCAUCAGAACAAAGUGGUAUCAGGGUCGCGAGAUGCAACUUUACGCGUCUGGUCCAUCCCAGACGGGCGUUGUCUUCGUGUGCUGAUUGGACACUUGGCUGCCGUACGAUGCGUACAGUACGACGGCAAAGUCGUAGUGUCUGGAGCUUAUGAUUACUUCGUCAAAGUGUGGAAUCCUGAAACCGGGGAGUGCUUGCACACACUGGCUGGGCAUACCAAUAGGGUCUACAGCUUGCAAUUUGAUGGCAUCCACGUGGUGAGCGGGUCCCUGGACACCUCAAUCCGCGUUUGGGAUGUGGAAUCAGGUCAACUGAAACACACGUUGACCGGCCACCAGUCGCUCACAUCUGGUAUGGAGUUGCAUUCCAACAUCCUGGUGUCUGGUAACGCGGAUUCCACUGUCAAGGUGUGGGACAUCACUACUGGACACUGCCUUCAUACUCUUUCUGGCCCAAACAAGCACCAGUCAGCGGUAACGUGCCUCCAAUCUAGCAACCGUUUCGUGAUCACUUCAUCCGAUGACGGUACAGUCAAACUGUGGGACGUACAGACAGGUGAAUUUAUUCGUAACCUCGUCGAACUAGGCUCAGGAGGCUCGGGCGGUGUCGUUUGGCGUAUCCGAGCCUCGGCUACCAAGCUGAUAUGCGCUGUUGGCUCUAGAAAUGGUACAGAGGAAACCAAGUUGCUUGUACUGGAUUUCGACGUACCCGGCGCUUGUAGAAAAUGCGACGAAUAGCAUAGACUUAACCGGCGCAUCGUGCGUCGAUACGCUAACAUGUACGCCCCGUGGAACUGCUAAAUGCUAUCAGCCUUACUACUAACAAUUUACACUUCUACCCUCCUUUUUCUAAAAAGUGGUUUAAUGCACAAAGAAGAUUUUAACUUAUCGCCGAAAAACGAGGGAAUUUUUAAAAACUUAGAUGUUUAAAAAAAAUGCUACUUAGGGCCGAAUUUUUUAGUUUGGUACUGUGUAACAAACUUUUUAGAAACAUUUUUAAAUUAGAAGCUUUUCUAAAUUCUCAGGAUUUUUUCGCGAUCAUUUACAAACAACUUUUUGCUGUUAACCAUUUUUAGAAAAAAGAUGGCAAUAGUGGCCUGUACACAUUACAGUCAAUAUGUAUAAAGCCAUUUGGUUAACACAGUGUGUAUAUUUUUAUUAGUAAAGGCCUAUUUUUACUGCCGCAAAAUGACGAUUUUAUCAUGAUAUGUUAUCACAGAACCUCAGCUGAACUAAAAAUAAGUAAUGAAUUAUACUGACUCAACACCAAAUAGAUUUAAUCAUAAUAAUUAUUGUGUUGAAAUAUGACGAUUGAUGAAAUUUCAUUUUUUUUAAUGUCUUUAUUUAUGGAUAUUUUAUGAUAGGAUUAUAUUGUAUUUAUGCCAUACACAAAUUGAGACUUUUUUCUGUAAAGAAUUGGUCCUCUCAAAAUUGACUAAUAAUGUUCUGUACACUAUUCAAUUAAGUGGUAUUUUAUUACACCGCAACCUCAGCUAAACUAAAAACGAAUAAUAAAUUAUCUUGACUCAACACCAAAUAGAUUUAAUCGUGAUUGUGUUUUAACCUACUAAUAUUAAAUGUUGAAAUAUGACGAUUGAUGAAAUAUCAAAUUUUUUUAUGUCUUUAUUUAUGAAUAAAAAUGAAUAAUGAAUUAUCUUGACUCAACACCAACUAGAUCUAAUCAUGAUUGUGUUGUAUAUCGAGAUUUUAUGAUUGACGAUUGAUGAAAUUCAAUUUUUUUUAAUGUCUUUAUUUAUGGAUAUUUUAUGUUAGGAAUAUAUUGUAUGAAUAUAUGCCAUAUACAACUUGAGGCUUUUUUCUGGAAAGGUUUAGUCCUCUCAACCUUGAACUGUUUUGUACACUAUUCAAUUAAGUGGUAUUUUUUUUAUUACACAACCUCCGCUGAACUAAAAAUAAGUAAUGAAUUAUACUGACUCAACACCAAAUAGAUUUAAUCAUAAUAAUUAUUGUGUUGAAAUAUGACGAUUGAUGAAAUUUCAUUUUUUUUAUGUCUUUAUUUAUGGAUAUUUUAUGUUAGGAUUAUAUUGUAUUUAUGCCAUACACAAAUUGAGACUUUUUUCUGUAAAGAAUUGGUCCUCUCAAAAUUGACUAAUAAUGUUCUGUACAUUAUUCAAUUAAGUGGUAUUUUAUUACACCGCAACCUCAGCUAAACUAAAAACGAAUAAUAAAUUAUCUUGACUCAACACCAAAUAGAUUUAAUCGUGAUUGUGUUUUAACCUACUAAUAUUAAAUGUUGAAAUAUGACGAUUGAUGAAAUAUCAAAUUUUUUAUGUCUUUAUUUAUGAAUAAAAAUGAAUAAUGAAUUAUCUUGACUCAACACCAAAUGAUCUAAUCAUGAUUGUGUUGUAUAUCGAGAUUUUAUGAUUGACGAUUGAUGAAAUUCAAUUUUUUUUAAUGUCUUUAUUUAUGGAUAUUUUAUGUUAGGAAUAUAUUGUAUGAAUAUAUGCCAUAUACAACUUGAGGCUUUUUCUGGAAAGGUUUAGUCCUCUCAACCUUGAACUAUUUUGUACACCAUUCAAUUAAGUGGUAUUUUUUUUAUAACGCAACCUCAGCUGAACUAAAAAUGAACAAUGAAAAAAUUAUUUCAUAGACUUAAUAAGUAAUAUGAACUAAAAGGCAUUACGUAAUGUUAAGAAAACAAUAAAUUCUUUUUUUUAUACAACUUUCAAAGAGCCUUUCAAGUUUUCUGCAAAGGUAAAUUUAAUUCAUGAGAUAUUUAUCCUUAUAGUUAUCAUUCGGGGAAAGCCUACUUCCUAAUAUUUAUUAUUUGCCUAAUAUUUAUUAUCUAUUAUGAUUAAAUCUAUUAAUAUUACAAUUAUAUCAAUUUCAUUAUUUUAAUUUAAGAUUAAUUCAGUAUAUAUUAUUAACUAAUUAUUGAAAUUUAUUUUUAUUUCUUAAAACAUUAAUCGAGUUUAUAUGUUUAUUUUAUGUUUUCUUUAUAGUCUACAAAUUGUAAAAGUUAUACACACAGUUAGUCACACAAAAUUUCUAUUUUAAAAUAAUUCAUCACAUUUGUUACCAAACAUCGAUCACAAACUAUUGUAUCACAAAUUUCACUAGGUUAUAAAUUGUUCCUAUGUGCUAUAACAAUGUAAAACCAAUUAUUACUGAGGUGUGCGUAUAGCAUGUAACAAAUUGUGAAGAAUUCUUACAUAUAUUAGAGAAUGUUAUAUAACGGUAUAAACAUUAUAACUUUCUCUAAAAAUGCUGUAUUCUAUAUCAAUUGUUACAUGUUAAACUCACUCCCACACCAGUAAUAAUAGGUUUAGGUGUUAUAUAACAAUUAUGUCCUGUAAACGAAUAACGCUUAUCAAGUAUCGUCAUUUUUAGCGGUGUUUAUUUAUUGGAGAAAAUAUUCAACACAAUAAUAUAGGUAAUAUUGCAAAAUCUCGUAGAAUAUUUGAUCCGAUCUUUAUUAUAAUAGCAUAGCAGUUGCGAGUGUAUAGUUAGUUUGUUAAGACUAGUUUAUCGAGAAACUAUUACAAAGUUUACCCACCAGGUAACCGGACGAGCCCUGGUGCAAGCUUUCAAGUAAGCUAACGUGGCACAUGCGUUGACGUUUUGUCAUUCAUGUAUUUAACAUGUAUACUGGAUACUCGCGAUCAGCGUCCUUUGUAUGAGAUUUUACUCCUCAACAAUGUUAAUAGAAAUCGAACGAAUGGAACAAAAUAACGCCAGAGUAAAAUAUACCUGAUGUUCCUUGAUUUAAAGUUAAAAAAAUUAGUACAAACGAUUUUCAUUUCGCAACGUUUCCGCUUAGACCGCUGGCAUUAGAUGUAUGGAUGAACUUGACCUUUAAAACAAGGCAGUUAAGGGUCUCCUUACACUAAAACCAAAAAAUGUAAGACUUCAAGCUCCAAAUUUACCAUCAUAGUAAAGGCUCCCACAAAAUUGAAUACAAGUUUAAAUCAAUAUCAAUAUAAAUCAAUCUUUCGUAUUGACAUUUAAUGUAUCAUAUUUACAAAAUGUAUUUUAUUCAUUUUUUAAUGAUCAAUCUCCCGCACCCAGUUUUAUUGAAAAAAAUAACAGACUCUUGAAGCCCUAUAUCUGUCGUUAGAAAUUAUCUGAUUUACUGGAAAAAAAAACUUAAAUAUCAGAAAUAUAGUCCUAUUGACACAUAAUUUACAAGAA